CAUGGGAAGUUGAAGGAAGAUAUACGGGUUCAAUUCUGGCAGCCUGUGUUGGACAUAAAGCAGUUGAAUUACAAGGAGCUAUCAAAAACAAAGAUGAAAGAAUUGCAGGAGUGGAUGAAGGAGAAGUUUAUAGAUUAUCUUGAAGCAAUGUGGCCCAGGUACUGCAAAACAAUCCGGUAUCUGAAGAGGGUUAAUUUCCUUUAGACUUGCGUAGCUGAUGUGAAAAGCCUGCUGUUGGCCUGCUAACUGAGCAUUUUGUUAACUCAAUACUAAGUGAUGAUCUCGAAUACAAAGGCUGUUAGGCUGGUAAGAAGAAGGAAAAAUAGAGAUAUGAGAACAAUCAUAGGUGCAAAGGGUGGUUUUUAGAGUUUCGUCCUAGUUUCAAAAAAGUUGGAAAAAUUUUUUUGAAACGGGUAGGAAACACCCCAUUUUGAUUUUAGGUCAUUGAUUCUUGAAUAUCUUAAAGCUAUAAAGGGGAUGGAAUCCUUUGUAACAAGUUAUUUCUCUACCGAAGGCUUUUCUUUUCGAUUUUUCAGUGGUGGGGUGGAGUGGGGUAGUCGUCAUCAAUUCUAAUUCCAAGUUAUCAUUUGGCUCUGUAGUCUCUGUACUAUGAGAUUUGUAUACAUUGGAUCAAUAGCCAUGACUUGACAACCAUCGUCUGCAUUCCUAAAGCUUCUCUUUUUUUAAUUAAAAAGCAAAUUACUGA
Messenger RNA from Rubroshorea leprosula, 706 nucleotides. The record is from the annotation of a GenBank genome assembly. NCBI's taxonomy places the organism in Eukaryota, Viridiplantae, Streptophyta, Magnoliopsida, Malvales, Dipterocarpaceae.